Symsagittifera roscoffensis is the source of this 2217-nucleotide messenger RNA. RefSeq names its product muscarinic acetylcholine receptor M2-like. Lineage: Eukaryota; Metazoa; Xenacoelomorpha; Acoela; Convolutidae. The transcript is spliced from 2 exons. Gene Ontology annotation, biological process: G protein-coupled receptor signaling pathway, coupled to cyclic nucleotide second messenger; chemical synaptic transmission. Bases 266 to 1537 code for a protein of 423 amino acids. Gene Ontology annotation, molecular function: G protein-coupled serotonin receptor activity; G protein-coupled acetylcholine receptor activity. Gene Ontology annotation, cellular component: dendrite; plasma membrane. The record is from RefSeq and is a predicted model, not a curated record.
AUUGGUAUUGCUUCAACAUUGUUCAUUUGUUCUUCCUUGAGAAUAAUGCUACUUUAUUCCGAUAUGUCUUUUAUUUUUAUUCUGAUAUAUUCUGUGUAGAUCGGACUGUUGAUUUUGUGUAUCUUGGUUUUGAUUGGACUAAAAUGUUCCAAUUUUUAUCAAGCGUUUCUUUAGUUUUCAGCCUGCUUUAUUUCAACCAGCUUCUAUCCUUCCUCGAAGCAGACAUAGUUUCAAGUCAUCUGUUGAAAUUUGAAAUUAACCCACUAUGAAUUUGUUAGCAUCGAUUUUCUUGAUAGUUGUUUGUGGCACCGUAUCCCUGUUUACGGUAGCUGGAAAUAUUUUGGUCAUGAUUGCAUUUGCCAAAGAGCGUAAAUUGAGACGCUGGAAUAAUUACUUCCUCAUAAAUUUAGCUGUGGCUGAUACCCUGGUCGGAGCAAUAUCCAUGCCAUUCUACACAAUUUACCUACUCGAAGGUCGAUGGCGUUUCGGACCCGUGAUUUGCGACCUGUGGCUGACCCUGGACUACACAAUGUGUACGAGCAGUUGUCUCUCCAUUUUGGUGAUAUGCGUGGAUCGCUAUUGGUCACUCGCCUAUCCAAUCACAUACCGGCGUUUCAUGAGCACAGUGGUCGUCUUCUCCCUCAUCAUUCCCACCUGGCUCAUCCCCAUUCUACUGUAUGGCAUCGGAAUAUUCGCCAUUCAUCAGUUUGGAGCGAGAGACAUUGAGCCGGAGAAGUGCUACGUGCACUACUACGACGACCCCUUCUUCACCAUAGUGUCCACUGUGAUCAACUACUGGGCGAUCAUUGUCGCCAUUCUCAUCCUCUACUACAAAAUAUACAAAAUUACCAAGUUCUUCUGGAGGAAGAAGCGCACUCGAAGUGUACCUAACAACGCAACCUCUGUUUCGCCUCCUCUUAAAAGUCUAGUUAAUGUGACGACGAAAAAAGGGAAACAGAGUAAGAACAACGCAGACACCAGCUCGGAUUCGGAUGACGAAAACGAUUCGGAGGAUGAGAAAAAAGCAGAAGCCGAAACGAUGAUUCCAAAAGGCUGUGCUGCAGCCGAGAUUAAUUCGGCCAAGAGUGACGAUCUUCUGAAAAAGCCGAAUGGAGGUUUGUUCUUGGAUAUUUCUGCGUUGAACGGCCAUAAAAAUAAUGACGGGGACACUUCGACAUCCCCAGCGACUACCACGUCUACUGCGAUGACUAGCUGUUCGACCUUCGUAACAGUCGAAGAGCCGAGUCUGAAAGUGAGCUGCUCGCAGCAGCCGCCGAAGCCACAAGUAAAUCAACAGAAAGGCAACUCGAAAGCGAUGCGAGUCUUGACUGCAGUUCUGUCCUCUUUCAUUAUUUGCUGGACUCCUUACGCCGUCUUCGUCAUUGUCCUAAGUUUCGACGGCACCUUGAUACCUAAUGGAGUUUUCUACACGUCUUAUGGGUUGUGCUAUAUCAACUCGUUGUUCAACCCGGGACUAUACGCUUAUGCUAACGAAAUUUUCAGACGCACUUUUUGGAAAAUUUUGCGCUGUCGUUAAAGUAGACACGCACCGCAGCUUAAAACUUCAAUGAAUAGUUAAUGCUGCGGUCAUACUACGCUUUCGAUUAGGAAGCGGUAUUUUAUUUUGUACAAAAAUUAUGGCAUUAUUUUAUUUGAGGGUCGUUUUACUCUCUUUUGUUUGUAUGACCGGUUCGAUUUUCACGGACAUUGGUUGUAAUGAAAUCAUGCGUAGUUUUCAUGUGUCAAUGACAAAUAAUUUUUUGUAUUCGAUAGAACUUCGCAGUGUAAAACUGUUUGACUAGAUUUGUAACAUGUUUAUAAAGUUUAAGCAAAACAAAUUCAUUGUACUGAACUUAGUGGUGACAGAUCUUGUUGGCACCCAGGAGAAAAGAUGUUUGUUUGCGACUGACUUGCCUUCGAAGACGACUUCGCUUAGACAAAAUGAAAUGCAGCUGAGUUUGAAAAAAGUGAGUGGCGUUGUGGCUUGUUUCGGCACAAUUCGACAAAUUCAUUUUUUAUCAUUGCAUAUUCCCGUAUAUUACACCUGAUAGAAUAUCAAAUACCCUUGGUACCUAUAUUUUGAUUUAAAAUUCUGGCCUCGCUUUUUGAAUCUGCUGAGAGAAAAGGAUCUCUAAUUAAAAAUCCCCCAUUGAGCUUGCUGUAAUGUACUCCUGUUUACUUUGACAGUUCUUUGGGAUAUGAGGAAGUAGAACAAAG